Molecule: messenger RNA, 1167 nt
Organism: Zophobas morio
Lineage: Eukaryota; Metazoa; Arthropoda; Insecta; Coleoptera; Tenebrionidae
Product: CLIP domain-containing serine protease HP8-like
Exons: 5
Coding region: 146-1063 (305 amino acids)
Biological process (GO): proteolysis
Molecular function (GO): serine-type endopeptidase activity
Source: RefSeq, a predicted model, not a curated record
ACAUUAAAAGAAUACUAUCAAGAGUCAUGGUCCCGUAUGUUUUUCCAAGAACCGUCGAGCUAAAUAAAACUGAUAAAACGCAUUGUCAACAAACAGUACCCCAACAUAAUUAACUUUUUCGAAGACUGCAAGCAAACCUAGAGAAAUGAACUUCAUACUUCUGGCCACAAUCACGAUAGAACUUUUGGUGGUUUCUGUCGCCGAAAGUGCUAAAAACCCAUUAUUACCCAAUCGGACUGUAUGCGGUAUACAAGACGUGGUUCAAGAUUUUAUCAUUGGGGGCAGCGACGCGACCAUAAAUGAAUAUCCUUGGAUGGUCAAUCUUGAAUACCAGGAUAUAAUCUACCCAGAAAGAAAACGAGAACUCCUUUGCGGGGGUGCUUUAAUUAACGAAAGAUAUGUUCUCACUGCUGCGCAUUGUCUUAACGUUGACGACAAAAAAUUAGUUAGUGUGCGUUUAGGUGAAUGCAACAUUGAGACCUCACCAGACUGUUUCUAUAAGGGGCAGGAAAAAAAGUGUGCCCCUGUGGAACUUAGCGUGCCAAUCGAAGAUGCAAUUCAGCAUGAAGCUUACGAUCCAGACGUUCUUGGAAAGUUUGACGAUAUUGCUCUGCUCAGGCUAGAUAGGAAUAUUACUUACUCAGAUUCCAUCAAACCUAUUUGCUUGCCGACAAAACGAAAACUCAUUAACACUAGCUACGAAGGAAAGAAACUAAUGAUCGCUGGGUGGGGCUCUACUACAGCACACGGAAAUCGAAACUCCAUUGUCAAACAGAAAUUGCAAAUACCGGUGGUGGAUAAAGAUAGUUGUAAACAAAUCAAGUUUUAUCGUGUUUUAAGGGAUUCUCAAAUUUGUGCUGGUGGUGAAAAAGGAAAGGAUUCGUGUAGGGGCGACAGCGGUGGGCCUCUGAUGGCUGAACAUUUAAAAAAACGUAAAAGUAACUGGUUUGCUGUGGGAAUUUUAUCGUUCGGUGACGAAACGUGUGGCGAGCAAGACUCUCCUGCCGUGUAUACCAGAGUGGCGCAUUAUGUUGACUGGAUUACAAGCAAGAUGCUUCCGUAACUUGGAACUGAAAUUAAAAGUAAAAAAUCGACUGUGUACAGAAACUGUAAAUAAUUGUUUUAUGUUAUUAACAAGUUCGUAAAGUAAAGUUUUUGCGGACAGUA